Messenger RNA from Stylophora pistillata, 2716 nucleotides. RefSeq lists its product as uncharacterized. Lineage: Eukaryota; Metazoa; Cnidaria; Anthozoa; Scleractinia; Pocilloporidae. The record is from RefSeq and is a predicted model, not a curated record.
UACGAUUUGACACAUUUUGUUGAAUGCGGACUCUUGCUGUGUGUUUGUCUUUACGACAUGAAGCGUAAAGACGGCUAAUCAACACACGAGAAUCCUUACUGUAGCUCUGCAUUUGUUGGCUAUUUUUUUUAUAUGUCCGAAAUCAUCGAAGAAUUUACCACCAAUUUACAUCCGUUCGCCGGUGUGGUUUUUCUUCAGAGAACAAUCAUGGCGGAUAGCGAAAUUUCCAGCGCCUUUCAUUUGGCAGAUCCCACAGAUAAAGAACGUUUCUUUACACGGCUAAGAAAAUUAAAUGUCAACGACUCAGGAGAAUUGAACUCUUUUCUCGACGACUACAAAUAUCGCAAGCUUAUCGUAAAUGGUUUCAAUCGAGAUCUUGUGAUCGUCAGUCGUGGCGAAUCGACCGUGUUCGAAGAUUUCACUUUACAAGUGUGGAAAAAAUACUAUAUCGAAGAAGAUGUUGCACAGAUCGGUGUGUUGCAAGGAAGCUUGUCUUUUCCGGUAGAGGGUGUGUUUGUUGGGAAGUCUUCUGGUCGUGUCUAUGUUUGUCAGGAGUGCGAUGAUUACCAAGAACAGUGCAUUGUCUGCAUUGCCUACAGUUUGGAGCAUUUCCUUGUCCGGGGUCCCCAGAAGCUGUUGGAGUACAAUAAACCUCAGUGUUUGUUUGAUAACUGUUAUGGAUGCUUUGAUCCACUAAUUAAAGACAGAGUUCUAAACUCAAUUGGACUGUAGGUUGCAUGCCAAUAUAUAGAGAGGGUAAAGGUAACACUUCAAUCGGUAGCCAUGGUUCAAAAAAUAUCAACUAUUAUAAUAUACCUAGACUUUCACUCAACAAAACGAGCACUUUGAUCAGUUGAUUCUUGGUCAUGUGGCCUUGAAUUCAAAUUCAAAUGUAUCCCAACUGGAAUACAAUUGUGCAGUUGUUGCCUGUGUGCCAAAUACAACAGCAUGUUGUUGCAAUAUGAUUGUUUAAGGAAAAAGCUAAAUGUCUAACAAAGCACUUAAUGUAUGGUCCCUUAGGGAACUAGUUACUUUUGUUUUCUCGUAAGUUCACCUCAGGAAACAUCAGGACUCUCAGUAAAACAAAACUGUUUCCCGAGGGACCUUACAUUAAGUGUAUAAUUUUAUUGUUGUGGUCAUUUUUGGAAAGUGCUUUUCAGUGGCUGAAUUUUUGCAAAGGACUUUUGUCAUGAUAGAUAAAUGUGGUUCUGCAUUUAUUUUUGCUUUUGGGUUCUUCAUUUUGAAGAAAUAAGUCAGGUAAAAUUGAUAUCCACUUUUGUGACAACCUCUGGAAUUCUUUUCAAACAAUGAUGCAACAGAGUUUAGGUCCACAGGUAUUAAUUUUUCUUGGGCCCAGCUCAUAGUCACUUGGCCAAAUGGCCACCAUACAAUUUAUGCUCAAGAACAUAAACUAUAUUCCUACCAUUGCCCCUUUGGAGGGCACUGAGAAAGUAAAAACUGAAAAAAUUACAACAAAACAGUGAAAACAAUCAGCUGAGCUUGCAAAUGAGCUAAAGUACAUUUUAGCAUGCUGACAUCUCUAUUUUAGCCAGCAAAUUGUUUCACAAUGCCCAACAAUACCUUCGAGAAAGUGACAAAUUUUGGCUAGAACCCAAGAAGCUCACAAUCCACAUGUAGUUGUUGUUGCUCUUUUUUUCUGAACUAAGUCAAAAAAGUUGAGAGCUGUCUUGAAACUUGUUCCAAAACAACUUGCAAGGCAAUCAGAUAUUUUUCCCUGGGUUGCGCUUAAAUGUUUAAAUUUAAGCUAUUUAGUUAUUCUUGCCUUCAAGGAUCAAGCCAGCCUGUAGCAGGUCUCUUAACCGAUACAUUUAUUGUACUAAAAGUAUAAGACAGUUAAAAAGCUGAACUCGUCAGCAAGUGCUACUUAGUUAAGCAAAAGAAAAUCAAUUAGCACAAUUAUUUCAACUUGCAACAAAAAACUGUUCGAGUGAUGAAGAGUUCCUUGAAUUUGACGUCAGUUCUCUGAUUCAUUUGGUUUAGUUCCCAGAACAUUCAAGAUUUGUGCACCUUUGGAACUGUGUAUUGAUCAUAAAAUUCUUAUGUUAAGUGCUUUGAUUCCUGUUUGGUGUGUUGCUUUAAAAUAGCAUCAACUUCAUUUCACAACAAACGUUACCUUUUUCAUUGAAGAAACGCAGCAAAUUAAUAUCUGUUGUAGUAAUUUUAUAAUAAGACUGGAUUUAUCACAGCAUCAUAGCAAUUACUAAUGAAAUAUUGGAGUUAAAGGAGUAAAUACUUUGAAAAUGAUGUAAUAUUUUAAAUUAUAAACGAAUAAAUGUACUUGACUAAGAGAUAUUUUAAUCAGGUUAAAUUUAGUUCUAAGAAUGGAAUUGCAGUGAAAUACAUCUUUGCAGCAUAUCCUUUAAAUUUAUGUUGUUAGAGGCCAACCAUCACAAAAGUUAUUAUCAUGAACUGUCUAACCUUGAGGCACUCAGUCAAUAAGUUCGCAUUGAGUGGUGUUAGGUAGUGUGUCAUACCAUAAGGAGUUGUGACUUUGAUUUGAAUGUGAUUUAUGGGUGUUUCACCAGCAAAAAGUUCAUUAAAAUUAAUAAGUAACUUAUUUUAAUCAACGAAAUAAAAAAAAAAACCAAACAAAACUAAAAAAAACAAAAACAAAAAAAACGUAACGUUACCGACACUGAAAGAACUGUUUUGUGGCCUAGUAAUCCAGAAAUGCAAGUUUAAGAAGAGGAACAAA